Messenger RNA from Fusarium poae, 987 nucleotides. RefSeq lists its product as uncharacterized. Bases 1 to 987 code for a protein of 328 amino acids. The record is from RefSeq and is a predicted model, not a curated record. The transcript has 2 exons. NCBI's taxonomy places the organism in Eukaryota, Fungi, Ascomycota, Sordariomycetes, Hypocreales, Nectriaceae. Gene Ontology annotation, biological process: biosynthetic process. Gene Ontology annotation, molecular function: catalytic activity.
AUGGCUUCCGUACGCUUCGCAAACUACGUCGAGCGCCUGAUUCCUGUCAAUGAGAGGCCUUCCAAGCCCUCCGACCGACCGUUUAAUAACGGAACCGCCAGGAGCCCUCCUCUACUCCGACCCCAAGGUGUCAACCAUAUUCUGCUCUACCCAGGGUCCUUCAAUCCCCCCCACCAAGGACACCUCAACCUCUUGAAGCACGUUUUCGAAAACGCAGGUGCGGACCUAAACAUGGUCGCUGCAAUAAUCGUCCCCACAAGUGACAAGGGGGUCCAGAUGAAGAUGAAAAGGCACGACAACGCAAUCGCGAUCCCAAAAGACAAACGAAUCAAGCUCUGGCGUGGCCAAGGGAUCCCAGUGGAUUGGGCAUGGGUGUACGAUUGCUCCGAGAGCUGGGGCAAGUUCCGCUCUCUUCUUACCAAGGCAGUGCGGAAGGAUCGUAUGGAACUCAAGUUCAUCGUACUACACGGACCAGACAUUAUCACUGCAGAGAGGGGCUAUAACCCCAAUGGCUGGGGGUGCUCCGAUGGCAUCACGAGUGAUAUCUCGCGAGCCGUCGACUUUAGAUACCCCAGUACGCUCCGGCAGCUCGCAGGAUGUUCCCCAUGGACCGAACUGAAUGUCGAUCGCGCUUGUAUCGAACGAAAGAUCCGAGCCAAGCUCAAAGGACACCAAGAGUCAGUCAUCAAAGAAGCUGUGACCAAGGCGAUGGAAAUUCUUGAUACCAUCUGGGUCUGCAGACAGACACGCGAAAAACCAAAGGGCAUUGUCCGCUUCAUCAAAAGCGACCUCACGAAGCAGACUGCCGAUGCACCUAGUUCUACCAAGAUCCGGGCCAUUAUAGCCAGCUCCCCUCCUGAAGAACUGGAGAAGAACCUACAGGGAAUCGCUCUCCACCCAGACCUCUUGGUGAAGUAUCUAAAGGAGCUCCCAAAGCCUGUCAAGCGUGCCGCACCCCGAGAGCCGAAGGAAUGGGAAUGGAACUAG